GCAGGUUUGAACGUCGGUGAACCGAUUCAUAAUUCUACGUUUGAGUAAAUCAGUAUCAAACACAUUUUAGGGAGAAAUGAAGACAUAAGGAUUAGUAAAAUUUUCAUAGUCCAUAAAAAUAAACAAUUUCAGUUGAAACAACCAUGGUAGUAAUAAAAGUGCCAAAUGAAAGCCCUGGAAUGACCAAAAGAAUGAAGGUAAUAAAUUCCGGAUCUGAAAGUUUCUCCUCCGACGAAGAAACGAGGUUGCUAAAUAAAGAAAAGGAGGAGGUGGCGGAAGAAAAAAUACCAUACCCUAAGGCUGUAUUUUUCAUAGUCGGCAAUGAGUUCUGCGAGAGGUUCACCUACUAUGGCAUGCGAACCAUUCUCACCAUCUACUUUACACAAGAACUGCUCUACAGUCAUGACACAGGAACUAUCCUUUACCAUCUGUUCGGAUUUGUGGCUUAUUUCUCGCCCGUCUUUGGAGCCAUCAUAGCUGACUCAUGGCUUGGGAAAUUCAAAACCAUUUUGUACAUAUCUAUCAUCUACUGCAUUGGAAGUAUUAUAACUUCUGUUGGAGCUAUUCCCACUGAUUUACCGACUAUGAAACUGAUAUCUUUGAUUGGACUCUUUACCAUUGCCCUUGGUACCGGUGGUAUCAAGCCCUGUGUUUCUGCUUUUGGCGGUGACCAGUUCAAGAAAGGACAAGAAUCUCAGCUUCAAAGUUUCUUUUCACUCUUCUACAUUUCCAUCAACUUAGGAAGCGUUGUAUCAACUGCACUCACUCCCGUUCUUAGAGCGGAUGUUCACUGUUUUGAUCAAGAAACCUGUUACCCUCUGGCGUUUGGUGUUCCAGCGGCAAUAAUGGUUGUUGCUUUGAUACUAUUUAUUUGUGGAAAACCUUUGUAUACAAUGCAUCCUCCAGAGGGGAAUAUUGUUGUCAAAGUAUCCAAGUGCAUUGGGGCUGCAAUAAAGCAAAAGCUGUCAAGUAAAGACGAAAAAAAGAAAGAACAUUGGCUAGACUAUGCCGAGGGUAAAUUUGAGAAAAGUUUCAUCGAAGAGAUAAAGAUUCUUUUACAUGUUCUCGUUCUAUACUUACCCUUGCCUGUCUUUUGGGCUCUUUUUGACCAGCAAUCAUCAAGGUGGACAUUACAGGCCACAAGAAUGGAUGGUGUGAUAGGUAAUUUCCAAAUUAAACCGGACCAAAUGCAAGUGAUGAAUCCUAUCUUCAUCAUCCUAUUCAUCCCAUUAUUUGACUUUGUGAUUUAUCCGUUGCUGGAUAAAUUUAAAUUACUUCAAAAGCCAUUGCAACGAAUGGUGGCUGGUGGACUUUUGACAGCUCUAUCCUUUGGGUUAGCAGGUUUUAUGGAACUGAAAUUAGAGGCUGGACUUCCAACUAUCCCACUUAGUGGACAAAGUGAACUCACCUUAAUAAAUAAUUCUCCUUGUCCUUUGACUAUUUCAGGAACUGACAAUAUUGCUUUGGAAAAGUUCCAAACUCACUACUUGACGGGCAUUCCACUGAACAAAAACCAUUCUUGGACAAUAUCGAGCACCAACUGUAAUUACACUGCAGCUCAAGUAACAGCCUCUUUCACCUCCACGAAUCCAAUAGAAUCAAUGAUGGUCACAUUGAGCAAUGGGAAACUACAGUACAUAAAGACAAAUGAGACAAAAGAAAAAGUAAAAGGAGGCGAGGCUCAGGUACGAGUAUUUUAUUCAACGGAUCAGGCAUCUGGAAAUAUCAGUUUUUCCUUCAGAAGUAAAGAUAGCGAACAAAUUUUGUAUCCAGAAUCGAAUGGCGGAUAUGGCAUGACGGAGUACUCCCUUUUGAAACCAGCAUCGUAUAAAAUCUUCCCGAGUACUGUGGGAGGUUACACAUCUGAACCCCUUGGCGAGAAAGAAUUCCACACUGGGGGAGUAUAUAUUGUUUACCUUUACCUUAACAGUGAUCAGAAAGAAACUAAUUUCUACGUUGAGACAUUAGUGGAAGCAAAUGUUGUCCAUCUGCUUUUUCAAAUACCUCAAUAUUUUCUCAUUACUGCUGGCGAGAUUAUGUUUUCAAUUACGGGUCUAGAGUUUUCCUAUUCUCAAGCCCCUAAAAGCAUGAAGUCAGUUCUACAAGCUACCUGGUUACUUACAGUAGCAUUUGGAAACUUGCUUGUUUUAGUUAUAGCAGAAUUGAACAUGUUUAAAAAAAACUCUCACGAGCUCUUCUUUUUUGGCAUACUAAUGGCGGUGGACAUGGUCAUAUUCUCUAUAAUGGCUUACCGCUACAAAUACAUAAAUCCCGAAGACCUAAAAGAACGGAAAGGAAGUGAAGAGAGUGGAAAAUCCAACGCUGCCUAUGAGGAGGAAACGGAUUUUAAUAAAUGAUGAACUAUUUAACUGUGAGGUGUGACAUGAGUCUAAAUUUUUGCUGAAUAUCAGCAACUUUUGUGGACUCACGAGUUUCCUGACUUCCAUUCUAAAACUGUGAUAAAUACAACUUAUUACAUCAAAGUUGUGACUGUUUUAUAAUUUUUGUACAUUUAUGUCAUUAGUAAAUUGUUAUUUAUGUGUUCAAA
Uloborus diversus is the source of this 2548-nucleotide messenger RNA. Its product is annotated as solute carrier family 15 member 1-like. The coding region runs from base 144 to 2357 and encodes 737 amino acids. NCBI's taxonomy places the organism in Eukaryota, Metazoa, Arthropoda, Arachnida, Araneae, Uloboridae. The transcript is spliced from 23 exons. Gene Ontology annotation, cellular component: membrane. Gene Ontology annotation, molecular function: dipeptide transmembrane transporter activity. Gene Ontology annotation, biological process: transmembrane transport; oligopeptide transport. The record is from RefSeq and is a predicted model, not a curated record.